Messenger RNA from Panicum hallii, 1066 nucleotides. Its product is annotated as U11/U12 small nuclear ribonucleoprotein 31 kDa protein. NCBI's taxonomy places the organism in Eukaryota, Viridiplantae, Streptophyta, Magnoliopsida, Poales, Poaceae. Gene Ontology annotation, cellular component: U12-type spliceosomal complex. The transcript has a single exon. Gene Ontology annotation, molecular function: zinc ion binding; RNA binding. The coding region runs from base 56 to 853 and encodes 265 amino acids. Gene Ontology annotation, biological process: mRNA splicing, via spliceosome. The record is from RefSeq and is a predicted model, not a curated record.
UGGCUGAUACCGACGGAGGAGGCUCCGACUCCGACAAAAGAAAAGCACAAGCAAAAUGUCUCGCCGGCGGCGAGGAGGCUCCGACUCCGACGGCGAUGACGACAGCUUCCUCUACCGCUACCCUCUCCCCUCCGCCGACGGAUCUUCGAGCGCCCCUGGGGGAGGCGGCGGCAAGCCCCGGGGUGGGGGCAGCGGCGGAGGCGGGGGUUCCGGUGGCCUCGCGCCGUCCAAGUCGACCGUGUACGUGUCCAACCUGGACUUCGCGCUCACCAACUCCGACCUCCACCUCCUCUUCUCCCGCUUCGGCCGCGUCGCGCGCGUCACCGUCCUCAAGGACCGGGACUCCCGGCGCAGCCGCGGGGUCGCCUUCGUCCUCUUCGUCCGCCGCGAGGACGCCGCGGCCGCGGCCGCCGAGAUGCACGGCAAAGUGCUCAACGGGCGCACGCUCUCCGCCUCCAUCGCCGCCGACAACGGCCGCGCCGCGGAGUUCAUCCGCCGCCGCGUGUACCGCGACAAGUCGCGGUGCUACGAGUGCGGCGAAGAGGGCCACCUCUCCUAUGAGUGCCCCCGCAACCAGCUCGGGCCCCGCGAGAGGCCCGCGCCGUCUAAGAAGUCGCGCCGCGGCGGCGGCGGCGGCGGCGGUGGUCGAGGGGGAGGUGGGGUUGCCUGGCACUCGGACGACGACGAGGAGGCCGCCGCCACGGCGUUCGAGGACGACAGGUGGGCGUCGGUGGUGGAUACGAGGGGAGAGGAGGAGAAGUCGGCUGGGAAGGAUGCGGGGAAGGCGAAGGCGGCGAGGAAGGAGAAGAGGAAAGGUUACUUCAGCGACGAGAGUGACGAGGAAGACGACUAAGGUUCAGUGUAUCCUGCUAGCGUUUCUGUGAUUUGACAAGAGAUCUAAGGCGAUCAACAGUUUAUGUUUGUAUCCUAGCUUCUUCAAAUUUCACAAAUUAAUUGAUGUACGAUUACUUGUUACAAACUUCGUGUCAUCACUGUAUUGUUUCUGUGAUUAUUAUAAUUGGUUUGAACAAGCCCCUGGUUUGGCUGCUAUUGCUUUGUUGAUAAA